Messenger RNA from Microbotryum saponariae, 4729 nucleotides. The record is from the annotation of a GenBank genome assembly. NCBI's taxonomy places the organism in Eukaryota, Fungi, Basidiomycota, Microbotryomycetes, Microbotryales, Microbotryaceae.
AUGAUGGAACUCGUGCCCAACACUCCUUCAUCCCAAACUCCAAGCCAACAAGCUGCCCCAACACCAACCACGUCCCCCGUCCGAGCUCAUCAACAAAUCCAGGAAGUGGAGAAGCCUGAGCACUCAAGGAUCGAUCAUGGUGGAGCACAGGACGAGUCGUUCCUGGGAGUCGUGGAAGAUUCAGUGGCGAGGUCGUUUGGGGAGAGUUAUCUGAGGGAUUUGUUGCCGCCUACGCAAGUGGUCGAGGAGAGGUCGAAUCACAAUGUUGGGAGCGGGGGAGGAGUGGAUGGGGCUUCUGGUACGAAGCAGCGGAUCGCGAGUCGAGGGGAACAAGCCGCUGUGCUUGUUCAAGGAACGAGUUCGGUCGAGAUCGCUCAGGGUUCGUCGUCGGAACGAUCAGGCGAGAGUGGUGGGAUAGCAUCAAGUCCGAGAUAUGGAUACGAAGGAGGUGAUUUGGACGAAUCACUUCGGUCUAUGCCGGGGAUGGACGCUUUUCACCGUGGAGGAGAUGGUAACCAGACUCGGGAGGAACGAGAUGAGGGAGUCGAGGACGGCUGGUAUCUUACGGGGGAUCUCACGGGGGAGCUUACGGGGGAGCUCAUGGGCGAGAUGACGAUGGAACUGACGAGAGUUGGCGGAGGUAUACAGCAGCCACAGAAUGGGAUCGAUCGAUCGGGAGUCGAUGACGGGGAAGAAGCGGGUGAUCUCUCGGCGGCGCAGAAUUCGGCGCUUCUUGAUCGACUUGCAGGAGAAGACGACGAAUCGAAUCAGAUCAAGGAGGGAAGCGGGGGAGAAGAACAGGUCUCGCCAUCUCAGAAAGAGAAUGUAGUUCCGUCCGUCAACAUCGGUCGUCGUCCCGGUCCAUCGCCGACACCCUCAGCCUCAGCCUCGAGACCCCCACCACCUGUUUCUGCUUCCGCAUCUAUCUCACCCGACCGCGAGGAAAGUGCCUACCCUUCCUCAUCCCGCGCCGUCGCAACGAACCUCCUUGCUGGACGAGGAUCGACGAGGAAACUUGGGACGGCUCGAUCGAUGACAGAGCCGACAUCGAGUGCCGACUUCCAUGACGAGGUGCUGCUGUUGCCGAGGGCGAGGAGCGUUCACGACGGGCUCUUGGAAAUUCCGGAGAUGGACGGACCGCCCGUGAGUUUGGGCUAGCGAUAUAUAGAGGAUUACAUUGCCUGUACCUAAAUCGAGUAUAUCUCAUUCAGACUUCCACGCCAGCCCUCUCCAAUGCCGCACCUCCCGACCCGCCUCGGACGAUGGCUCGGCAACGGUCCUACAGUGCCCACCCGCCCCAUCUCGCAUCGGCUCGUCCCGCUCGUGCCGGUUCGAAGCAGCCCUCGCCUCCGCUGGACCCACCACGAGCAUUGUACCAGUCCUCCGCGGUGAUGCGCAAUCGAGCUCCGACGCCUCCGAGAAGAAGUAGGGUCAAGGAUCCGAUGGAUGAUACGCAGGAAACACCUUCCGAGCUGGAACCCGAGCCAGAACCUGAGGCGCUGGGCACGUCCGCGCGGGCUGUGUUUGGUGUUCGAGCGGGGCACGACGAUGAUGGGGUCAUGAAUGGGGAUCUUGAGCCUACGCAGGUCGAGGAGGAUGAAGGAGGGGAGAAAGACAUGACGAUCGAUGUGACCAUGGGUGCCGGGCGAGAGCGAUACCAAGGUGAAGCGACCGAUGAGGAACCCGAUCAGAGUGAGGACGGGGAUAAAACUGUUUCGACGCCGCGAGCGAGUGAUGGACCCCCGAAGAAAAUGUCGCCCACUUUGUUGUCAUCGAGUGACGUCGACGUGGACAGUCUGACGACUCGAGUGACCGUCGAAACGGAGACGUACCAACUCUUCGCACCCGCUGCACCGGGUGUGCGAUUCAUCACGCCCACGACCACGGGAGCCAACAUCCAAGACGUGACUCUGGAACCAUUGACGAGCUCGGGCGUGACUACCGAAUCGAGUCAAAACGUCGAUCAUCUUGUGGGGCUGUCGCUUGGGUUAAGUGAGAUUGGAGCGAUGAGCAGUCAGCCGGCGCCGACGCAAUUGGAGAUGCCGGCGACCCAGAUGUACGAUAUCGAGCGCGCGGGACCGUUGUCCUUUAAACAGCAGGAGUCGAUGGGUGAGUCCGCCAGAUGUCUCAGUUCUACAUCCUCGAACUUACGUCGAGCUCAUUUCUCCGCAGACCUUGCGCGUAGCCUUCGAUCAUUUGAGCACGACACGACCGAAGCCCCCAACCCACCUCGCGCACCACCUCGAGGCAGGAAACUCGAGCGUAUCGCCCCACCGCCGACGCCUGCACUCGUUCGAGCGCACAUGAGCAAGGGCUCGGGUCUUGACUCUCUAGAUGCCCAAAUGGACCCUACGCAAAUCGAAACGUGCAUCUCCAGCCCUGCUGUGAAUCAGGCGGGUGCGGAGGCGGUGCCGAGUAGCAUCGCGCCUUCGACACCAUGGUCAUCGAACUCCGCCACGGAGCCUCGCUCGGAAAGGGAGUCGACGAGACCCUCGGGCGAUGCCGAGUCGCAAGAUCCCGAAGGUCAUGCUCAAGUGCUCGUACCGCCCAGUGAGGAACCGACCCAAAUAUCUUCUGCUGGCCCUGCUCCAAUGGAAGUCGACGGGGAAGCGUUCUCCGAGGUCGGCCCAUCUCUGCCCCUCAACUCUCGACCCCCAUCGAUCGCUUCAAGUCCUGCCGUCAAGGAACCUGUGAAAGAGCCCCAGUCUGUGGUUGUUCCGAAAAAGACACAGAACGCCGUCGUCAAGGGUAAAGGCAAGAAGAGGGCCGAGCCCCCCGUUUCGGAUGGUCCUUCGAGCGAAUCGUUCGACCCGAUCGACAGCCUUCCCCGCGCGCGCAUCCGACGUCCGUCCGCACGACUUAGGGACUCGAUCGGAAUGAGUGUUCAACCGGCGAUCUUGAGAAACCCAGCAUCGACGGACCCGGAUGUGACGCUGCCUCCACUUCCUGACUUGCCGGCAACGUCUUCGCUUUCGUCCCUGCCGGAGUCAAUCGUUACCAGUCACGCAGCCGUGACUGAGACGCGAUCGUUGCUUUCGCCCGGUGAGCCGAAUGCCAACGCCGUGUCUCGAACUGCCAAGCGAAGAAAGACGGGAACACCGACCAAAGUGAAGAAGGCGCCCGCCGGACGGAAGGCCAAGACCUCUCUGGAAUCGAAGCGCAAAAGUGCUGUUCCAACCACUUCGAGGGUCACGCUUGAUGAGGGCGCUCCAGCUGUCCACUUUGACGAGCGUCCAAGUGAGCCAAUAGAUCGAGACACAUCUCGCGCCACUUCUGCGAAAGCAUCAGAUACAGCCUCCCGAGACGUCAAGCCCCAUUUACCCAAGUCCAAGCUGCCCUCGACGGCCCCGUUCAAUCGAGUCUUUGGGCUGUGGCGCGACAACUCGUGGCUCUACCCCGCAACGGCAAUCAGCGUCGGUGGAGCUCGGAUUCACGUUCGCUUCGAUGACGGAUCGAAGGGGAACCUCAAGUUCUCAGAAGUGCGACGCCUCAAGUUGCAGCUUGGCGAUUGGGUGCGAUACGUCGGGGCCGAGGCGGGGGACUCGGAAACUCAAGUGACAACGUUGGCGGAGGACGUGCGCGUCUACCGCAUCGAGUCCGAGGUCGACGGGAAUGACGUGCAAGGGCAUUGCGAGCAGGACGAUAUUGUCGCUGUGACGCCAGCUCAUGUGCCCCUGUCGGAGCAGCCCGAGUUGGUGAGGCAGGGUCAGGUCCAACGCUUGCUCGUUUGCGCCAUUGCCAUUCCUCCGCAGCACACGGCACGGUUCGACGAUCGUCGUCUAACCGCCGUCGAGAUCGCUGGCUUCGAAGGUAAAGCCCCCGUCUCGGUCAAGUCCCCGACAUUACUUUCGAUUCCACCGCCGGACAAGGUAGAACCGCUGAUCGUUGCUCGACAAGAUGGAGCGGGGUCGUUGUUCGCUCGCAUGGCUUUCAUCGUCACUUCGACUCGACCUGAGCAAGAGAAACGAGCCCUCCUCGAAUCGAUGAACGGCCAUGGUGCGACCGUCAUUGAUGUACAACACUUGUACACCGUUGAGACUGAGAGUAACAAGGGUGGAGGAACCAAGAUCAAGUUCCAGGCGGAUGGGCUGAGGGACAUUGACACAAUCCUCCUCCUCGCCGAUCAACCGCGAACGAGUCCGAAGUUCCUCGCUGCACUCGCGUUGGGCGUCCCUUGCGUUUCCUCCGUGUUUGUGACUGAUUCGAUCGAGCAAGUGAGUCCCAAACGUUCGACCGAACCUCGAUACAAGAACAAAGCUGAUCAGCAUCCACAUCCCUCCAGAGCGCCCGUUGCGACUGGAAGCAAUACGCCAUCUCGACCGGGCACGUGCAAUCGCUCAACGCCUCGUCCAUUUACACCCAAUACCGAGCCAUGUCAAGGCCCUCCUUCGAUGUUGCGGCUUUGGCCCAAGCCCAUCGAGAAGGCUACGGCGUCUUCAACGCUCGGUCGUUCCUCUUCGUAUUACCCAAGGCGCAAAUUAGGAGCGUUCUCUCCAUCGUCGUCGCUGCGGGGGCAACACGAUUCCAUGUCGUGGCGUCGGCUGAAGCGGCUUCUUCUGCUAUAGGGUACGAUCAUAUUGUUUUGAAAGAUGGGAGCAAGGUCCCAAGUGGACUAAAGAAUCACUCAGGCGUGGCUUCCAUGACAUGGAUUAAACAAUGUUUGAUCGCGGGGAGGUUGUUGGCACCGGCGAUGAUGCGACCAGUUCAAGUCAUCGAGGUCGGACACUGA